UUUUACGUUUAGUUUAAAAAUAUUUUUUUUAUAUAAGCAACAACACCUAAAGCUUGGGAAUCGAUUCACUUUUUGGAUAUACUUUAUUCUGGUAUAAUGACAUCAUUGAAUGAAAAACAUUCUUUGUUAGCUGUUCUUCAAUUUUUACGCAAGAAAAAUUUGAAGGAAGCUGAAGAGGCUCUUAGAAAAGAAGCUGGCUUAGACUCAGUUCUAUCUCAAGUAAAUAGUGAUAGUUUAAAUGAACCUGAUUUAUCGAAUGUGCUUUCAGAGUAUGAAAGUGAAGCAGAUCCACUUCGUUAUGAGGAGUAUUAUGAAGGAUUGCUCAACUUUGUAGAAAAAUCACUUGAUGUUCACAAGCACGAGUUAUCAUUAGUUUUAUAUCCUGUUUUUGUUCACUUGUAUCUGGAGUGUGUUUACAAAGGUUAUAUAAAUGAAGCUGAAAAGUUUUAUGACAAGUUUAGCAAGUACCAAGAAAGUUAUCGUUUUGAAGACUUACAAAUUUUGCGCUUAUUAAAGAAGAAAGAGCAUAUGAUAUCUAACAAUGAAUAUCUUAAUAUGUUUCGAAGUAAUAAGUAUGUAAUCAGAAUGGCGCGAGAGUCUUUUAACGUUUUAAAGAAAUAUUUACAAGUCAAAAACAUGGAUGUUCUCUUAAAUUUAAUUCAACAGCAUUUCCACUUAGAUGUUUUUGAUGGUCGUCCUCGAAAUCAAAAGGCAAUAGAUGCUACUGCUGGUUAUUUCACUGGAGAAGCACCUCCUGAUGCUAAUAAAGCUAAAGUAUUUUUUGGUUUAAUACACGAUCCUGAGUUAAUGGCAGCUUUAGCAGAUGAUGGUGACAGUGAAGAUGAGGCUGCAGUCGUGGAUAAAGAUAAAGAAAAGCAUAAGAAAAAAAAGGCAAGACGAGAUGAAGGUAAAAAGAGGCACACUGCAGACCCAAAUGCACCUAAAUCUGAUAGAAUACCUUUUCCAAAAAUGAAAGAUUCUGAGAAACGUUUCAAUUUAAUGAUGUAUAAGGAUAUAUCAAAAAGAUUGCAUGUUGGUCCAAAUAAAAUUCCUUCAAUAUGUUUUUAUACUUUUCUUAAUGCCCAAGACAAUUUAAAUUGUGUUGAGAUUAGUGAAGAUUCAUCUUUAAUUGCUGCUGGAUUUGAUGACUCUAGCAUUAAAGUAUCAACUCUUAAUCCAAAAAAACUGCGCACUUUAAAAACUGUUAAUGAACUUGCAAAGAUUGACAAGGAAGCUGAUGAUGUGUUAGAAAGAGUUAUGAACGAAAAAUCAGCAGCAGAAAGUCGUCAGUUGUAUGGGCAUUCAGGACCUGUAUUUGGUGUAAGUUUUAAUCAUGACAAAAGUUUCUUACUAUCUUCUUCAGAAGAUGGAUCAGUUCGUUUAUGGAGUAUGCAUACUUUUACAAACUUAGUAUCAUGGAAAGGUCACAUUUACCCUGUUUGGGAUGUCCAAUUCAGUCCACGUGGAUAUUAUUUUGUUUCUGGCUCCUAUGAUCGUACAGCACGGUUGUGGUGCACCGAAAGUUCUCAAUCAUUACGUAUUUUUGCUGGCCACCUAAGUGAUGUUAAUGUUAUAGAUUUUCAUCCUAAUAGCAAUUAUGUUGCAACUGGAUCAGCUGAUCGAACUGUGAGAAUCUGGGAUUUACAGACUGGUACUUCAGUGCGUUUAUUUACAGGCCAUAAAGCUGGUGUUCUGAGUGUUAAAUUUUCGCCCGAUGGGCGUCAUCUUGUAUCAUCAGGUGUUGAUAAACGCAUUAUUCUUUGGGAUAUUGCUGAAGCAGCCCCUCUUGCUGAGUUUACUGGUCAUUCGUCCACUGUUAAUAGCUUGUGUUUUUCUCGAGAGGGACAUAUGCUUGCUUCAGCUGGAAUGGAUAAUUGUGUCAAACUUUGGGAUGUUAAAGGAGUUUACCCUGCUGAAGAAGAUGAUCAUGCCGAGUCAAAUUUGAGCAAGAACUUUAAUAACUGCGAAUUAGCUUCAUUUGUGACGAAGUCCUCGCCUAUUCACCAUCUUCAUUUUACUCGUAAAAAUCUACUUCUUGGUUGUGGUCCGUUUAUGGGAAGCUCUUAGCGUAGGUUGUUAGGCGUUAAAUAUUUCUGCAGUGAUUCAAUUUUCUAGACUAAAUCAUAUUAUUUAAAAUUAUUUCUGAAAUUUCUUUUUGUGAAAAGUAUUUAUUUUUUCUUUUAACUUUUAAAAAAGACUAAAUUGUUAUGUUAUCUCUCUUGCUACUUUAAUUUUAAAAAUUUUAAAAUUAGAAAAAAAUUAAUCAACUCUUUA
Hydra vulgaris (swiftwater hydra) is the source of this 2274-nucleotide messenger RNA. Its product is annotated as transcription initiation factor TFIID subunit 5. Gene Ontology annotation, biological process: transcription initiation at RNA polymerase II promoter. Gene Ontology annotation, molecular function: RNA polymerase II general transcription initiation factor activity; protein binding. NCBI's taxonomy places the organism in Eukaryota, Metazoa, Cnidaria, Hydrozoa, Anthoathecata, Hydridae. The record is from RefSeq and is a predicted model, not a curated record. Gene Ontology annotation, cellular component: transcription factor TFIID complex.